AGUGACGUCACUACUGUAGGAGAGGAUCCGCCUUGGCCAGCGGGUUCCGCUCCACAGAUCGAUCACCUGAUGUCGUCUACAUCGUGUAAACAAAGCGUUGGGUCAACCAAAACGAGUUGUACAUUUGAGUUUUAAGGCCCAAUUAUGGCUACGGUUAAAAAGGACAAUAGACUGACAAGUUCGCAGAGCUUCUCGUGCGUUGGCUUUGCGGGUUUAUUCAGCAAAAGCGCCACGUCGCCAUUGGAAGUGGUGAAGAUUAAAAGUCAGGUGGGAACAUUUCAUUGUAAAAAAGGUUUCGGACAAACUUUUCUCCUCAUCUACCACCACGAGGGACUCAAAGGUUUUUGGAAGGGGAAUCUCGUCUCUUGUCUUCGCUUGUUCCCCUACACGGCCGUCCACUUGGCAAUCUACAGAAAAAUAGUCCACCUUCACAUGGAUGAACUGGGCUUCAUCUCCCAGGCCAGGGCCAUCGCGGCGGGUGGACUGGCAGGCGUGGCAGCGGCUCUUGCCACGUACCCCCUGGAAGUAGCCGAGACCAGGCUGAUCAUCCAGAACUGCCGGGAGCCUUCGUACACCGGCAUUGUUCACACGCUGGCCAAGAUCCACAGCACCGAAGGCCUGCUUGCACUCUACAGGGGCUUUUCCCUCACUGUCUUAGGCGCCUUUCCCUUCUCUUUGGGAUGCUACAUGGUGUACACGAAUGUGGACAAAGUGUGGCAGGAGCCUCCUUUCCGUUUCUCGCCUCUGCAAGAUUUCAUCAACGGCUGUCUAGCAGCAGGAGUGGCACAAACGCUCUCUUACCCUUUUGAGACUGUCAAACGCAAGAUGCAAGCGCAGAGUUCCCGACUGCCGCAUUUCGGUGGAGUUGACGUGCAUUUCAGCGGUGUGACCAACUGUUUUGUACAAGUGGUCAAAAAUAAGGGCGUCCUCUCACUCUGGAAUGGACUUGCCGCUAAUACCAUAAAGAUUGUCCCCUACUUCGGCCUCCUUUUCGCCUGCUUUGAGCUGUGCAAGCAGGUUUGCCUGUACCGCAACGGCUAUAUCGUUUCGCCGCUCAGCUACACGCCGGCGCCCGGUGUGGACCAGAGCCUCAGGCCGGCCGAACUGCAGGAAAUGAAGCGUUACCUGAGGAAUCGAAGCUUUGGAGCCGGAAGCCAGUCCUCCAUCGGAAACCGCUGGUGAAGGCCUCCACGGGGAGGAAAAGUGAUGAAUAUACUUUGACAGAGCUUGCAAAAAAAAUACACCUGCAGUAGCGCCUGAGAUCCAAAACAAAAAUGUGCCUUUGCAGUCUUUCAGACCUGCCUGUGAUGAAAAUAAUUAGCUUUUUUUUUUUUAAUUUGCUUUUUAUUUUUACCCCUCCCGCACAUGUAUGUAUCCUGUAAAAACCCACAAAAACAAUCACUCAAUGAACUGCUAGAACGAACGUUAAUGCAUAAUCUACAAAACGAAAAUGACUGCUGUGUUUAGAGAGGAAUUAAUUUAUUAACAUGCGAGUGUCUGUGCUUUUGAGGGAGUAUAACAAACACAUCUCACAAAAGGACACUCCUGUAUUUAUGAGCACUGAUGCAUUUAUGAGCUCUUGCAUAAUUUCUAGAUAUUUGCUCAAUAAUGCUACUUUUUUUUUUAUGUGUGUUUCAGUUUUACUGGGUUUACUUUUAUUAUUUAUAUUGAAAAUGACUCUCUGGCAAUGUCAAUGAAAAUUAAUUUGUCGGAUCUCAUACAAGUGUUAGAAACCAUCAUCUGCAUUAAUUGCAAAUGAUGAUAUCAUUACAGAUUCCUUCUACCUCUUUUUUGCUGUCAGUGUUAUAAGGAAGAAGGCGCUUGUCAAACUCACAAAGUGCUUUACCUGGUAAAAAUAUAGUCAUGACCAAUACAGCCAAUACAAAAACAACUACUCAAAAUAAUUACAAAACAAAUCAGAGUUAAAGAUCCAGUUAAUUUAAGCACAUUUCCACUAUGCAAAUUUCGUCUUAGUUACUGCAAAGGACUACUUUAGUCAUAUCGUGCCUUAAUAGUUAUUUAUUUAGGUUAUUACAGCACAAAAAUAACCUAAAAUGCUCUUUCGUGCUGUAAAUGGAUGCUUGAUGAAUGUUUGAGACUUAUGUGCAAUGUUGUGUGAUAAAUGACACUUUGAAAUGAA
Syngnathus typhle (broad-nosed pipefish) is the source of this 2140-nucleotide messenger RNA. It is a transcript of the gene slc25a43, whose product is annotated as solute carrier family 25 member 43. Gene Ontology annotation, biological process: transmembrane transport. The transcript has 5 exons. The coding region runs from base 145 to 1182 and encodes 345 amino acids. The record is from RefSeq and is a predicted model, not a curated record. NCBI's taxonomy places the organism in Eukaryota, Metazoa, Chordata, Actinopteri, Syngnathiformes, Syngnathidae.